Molecule: messenger RNA, 1407 nt
Organism: Exophiala spinifera
Lineage: Eukaryota; Fungi; Ascomycota; Eurotiomycetes; Chaetothyriales; Herpotrichiellaceae
Product: guanine deaminase
Exons: 1
Coding region: 1-1407 (468 amino acids)
Biological process (GO): guanine catabolic process
Cellular component (GO): cytosol
Molecular function (GO): guanine deaminase activity; zinc ion binding
Source: RefSeq, a predicted model, not a curated record
AUGUCUCCGUCAGCGACAAUCACCAACGGAACGACCAUAAUUCCCAAACUUGACCGGCCACUGGCAUUCUAUGGCACCGUCAUCCACUGUUUAUCUCAAUCCGAGGUCGAGAUAGCAGAGUCGGCAUUGCUCCUAGUUAACAUCCACGGCAAGAUCUCAAGCUUCCACAAAGAUGUCAAGCAGGAUCAAAUCGAGCAGCUCCUGUCAGAACAAGGCUGGUCUACUGAGACCGUGUCACUCACCAUUCUGGAGCGCGGCAAAUUCAUGGUCCCAGGAUUCUUCGACACCCACAACCACGCUCCGCAAUGGACUCAGCGAGGGACUGGUCGCGGCCAUCUCAUCAUGGAUUGGCUCAAUAACACAACCUUCCCACACGAAGCUCGAUUUGCCGACCCGGACUAUGCACGCAAGACCUACGCGUCAUGUGUUGACGGAUUCCUCAAGCAGGGAGUCACGACAGCUUGUUACUACGGUUCACUGCACGGCGAGGCCACCAAGAUCCUUGCCGAGAUAUGUAUACAAAAGGGCCAACGCGCAUAUGUCGGCAAGUGUAACAUGAACCGCGAAGCUCCCGACUACUACAGAGACGCCAGUGCCGAGGAAUCAAUAUCAGUGACCAGAGACUUCAUCGACCAUGUGCGGAAGAUCGAUCCCAAGUUCGAGCUCGUCACUCCCAUCCUGACCCCGCGAUUUGCGGUCGCUUGCGAUGCCGACGUCCUGUCGGGUCUCGGGAAGAUCGCUGCAGAGGAUCCAACCCUCCCGAUCCAGACACAUUUCAACGAGACGCCCCAGGAGAUGGAGAUCACCAAGAAACUGUAUCCGGAGUUUGAGAACGAGUCAGACCUGUACGAACAUUUCGGACUCCUGAACGAGCGCUCCGUCCUUGCGCACUGCAUCUACAUGGACGAAUACGACAUGUCCAGACUAGAGCAUCUCAACUGUGGAAUCGCGCACUGCCCCGUGUCGAACACCACCUCGGGGACCUUCGGGGUUGCUCCGGUUCGGGAAUACCUGAGAAGGGGGAUGAAGGUUGGCUUGGGAACAGACAGCGGGGGCGGGUUCUCGUCGUCCAUCAUGGACUGCAUGAGACAGGCCUUUGUGGUUUCCAAUGCGAAGAAACUCUCGACCGGUGGUGCUGACAAGUCGCUCUCGUUCUACGAAACCUUCUACCUUGCCACGCUGGGCGGAGCGCGGGUCUGCAAUCUUGACGGCAUAGUUGGUAAUUUCCAGGUCGGCAAGGAAUUCGACGCCCUGGAGAUCCACACGGUUGGGAAAAAUGCGGGAAUUGUGACGUUGGUGGAAGAUACUGACUCAACAGCAAAGAUCUUUGAGAAGUUUAUCAUGAGCGGCGACGACAGGAACAUUGCAAGGGUGUUUGUCAAAGGUCGCAGUGUCAAAGAAUGCUAG